This is a messenger RNA of Nezara viridula (southern green stink bug), 832 nucleotides long. NCBI's taxonomy places the organism in Eukaryota, Metazoa, Arthropoda, Insecta, Hemiptera, Pentatomidae. The record is from the annotation of a GenBank genome assembly.
GACGGACCAGCAAAUGGACUGUGCUCUUGACUUGAUGCGAAGAUUGCCUCCUCAAGAAAUUGAAAAAAAUUUGAGUGAUCUAAUUGAUUUAGUUCCAAGUCUUUGUGAAGAACUGUUGUCUUCAGUAGACCAACCCUUAAAAAUUGCCAUUGAUAAAGGGGUUGGUAAAGAUUAUUUGUUAUGUGAUUACAAUCGGGAUGGUGAUUCAUACAGAUCACCUUGGAGCAAUACAUAUGAUCCUCCCUUAGAAGAUGGUUCAAUGCCUUCUGAGAGGCUAAGAAAACUAGAAGUAGAAGCCAAUGCCGCUUUCGAUCAAUAUAGAGAGAUGUAUUUUGAAGGCGGUGUGUCUUCUGUUUACCUGUGGGAUUUGGAUAUGACUGGUUUUGCGGGUGCUAUUUUAAUUAAAAAGGCCGGAGAUGGUUCGAAAAAAAUUAAAGGUUGCUGGGAUUCUAUUCACGUAGUUGAAGUUCAAGAAAAGACAACUGGGCGAAAUGCUCAUUACAAAUUAACUUCAACUGUUAUGCUUUGGCUGCAAACUAACAAAACUGGCUCAGGUACGAUGAACCUGGGAGGUAGUUUAACUAGGCAGAUGGAACAAGAUGCACCGGUUUCAGAGGCUUCUCCACACAUUGCUAAUAUCGGCCGAAUGGUAGAAGAUAUGGAAAACAAAAUUAGGAACAUACUUAAUGAUAUUUAUUUUGGAAAAACUAAAGACAUUGUCAAUGGCUUAAGAAGCACACAGGCAUUAUCAGAACAGAAAGCCCAGGCUGCUCUGAGGCAGGAUCUUGCUGUAGCUCUUCAGAAGCGGCAGGCAAAGACUGCGGAAAAUUGA